UCCAUCUGACAGCAGAUCUCUGGUUAAACCAUCCCUGUCCCUGUAACCUGGCAGGCCUUGGGGAGGACAGAGCUAACCCCUGUGUUUUCCUCCCAGGCUGACAGUGAAGGAGAGCCUGGCCCACUCCACUUGUCCCAGUGAUCAUGGAUCUGAAGGAGGACAGUGAUGCCAAAGCGUGGCUGCAGUUGAAGCCUGUGGCGCCCCUGCCCUCCCAGUGCUGCGGCAGUGGCUGUUCACCCUGUGUGUUUGACCUCUAUUACCGAGACCUGGAGCGAUGGGAGACAGCCCAAGCCAGAAACGACAGGAGCCUGCUGAGUGGGAAGCAGCCACCUGAGACCCGGGGCUGUUCUACCAAGCUGAGUCCAGAGACCUUCCUGGCCUUCCACAUCAGCACCUUGGAGAAGGUCACCAAGGACACCUAUCUUGUCCGGUUUACACUAGCUGGACACAGUCAGCUCGGCCUGCAUCCUGGGCAGCACCUCGUCCUACGAGGUACAGUAGACGGCUUAGAAAUUCAGAGAGCCUACACUCCCAUCAGCCCUGUCAGUGCGGAAGGCUACUUUGAGGUUUUGAUCAAGUGCUAUCGGAUGGGGCUGAUGUCCCGGUACGUGGAGUCCUGGAGACCAGGAGACACAGCUUUCUGGCGAGGGCCUUUCGGAAGCUUCUUAUAUGAACCAAACAAGUAUGGUGAACUCCUCAUGCUGGCAGCCGGCACAGGCCUGGCCCCUAUGGUGCCUAUCCUGCAGAGCAUCACAGACAACGCAGAUGAUGAGACCUUCGUCACCUUGGUGGGCUGCUUCAAGACCUUCGAGGGCAUCUACCUGAAGACCUUCCUCCAGGAACAGGCCAGGUUCUGGAACGUGCGAACCUUCUUUGUCCUCAGUCAGGUGAGUCCCAGUGCCUUAGUAAGGUCCCUGCCACCUCCACCUCUUGUCCUUCAUUCUGCACUGGCUCCCACUGGCCUCAGGCCUUCCCAAGCUCAGUGGCCUGUUGACCUUGCCAGCUCCAUCUCCUGUCCUGUCCUAACUGCCAGGAGUCGUCAUUGCUCUUCUUAUCUUCCCAGGAGGCCUCCCCAGAGCAGCUUCCCUGGAGCUACCGUGACAAGACCCGCUUUGGCCGCCUGGGCCAGGAGCUGGUCGAUGAGCUGGUGGCCUGCUGCCGACGGAAGCCAUUUACAUUAGUCUGUGGCUCAGCUGCAUUUACCGAGGACAUGGCGAGGUGCUUGCUGUCUGCUGGCCUGACUGAGGACUCCUACUUCCUCUUCUAGCCCCAGCCAUAGACCUUACAGCAGGGGCACAGGAGGGAGCCCAGCCCCACUGCUGACUUGCCCAGAGACCUUGGGCAAAUGUCAUCACCUUGGGAACUCCUUCCUGUCUGCCACAUCCUGGUGUAUGGAGGGAGAGCAGCAGCUAGCCCGGGGAGCCAGGGAAGAGGACUCCAAGGGAGUCAAGCAAAUGGAGUCCUGCUGAGCUCAGGCUGCCUGGGGGCUGGACGGGACAAGGGAUGAGGAGCCUCUCAUCCUUCGAGGGCCCAGGAAGAGCUUAGAGCUCUUCAGAGGACCUUGACUUCUGAGCCUCCUGUGGAGGUAAACCUGACUUCUAAGGGCUUUGGGUCUAUGACCUGACCAUAGAGCAGGGCACUGCCCAGGCUCAUCUCUGUCUACGCCAUGUCUACCCUGCCACAGUCAGCCUCACUCUCAGUCUGUCUUUUCUGGCUCAGGAGGCCAGCUCAGAGUUCUUUCCCACAAAAGAAGAGGAACAGAGGCAAAUGCCCCUCCCUCCUGCAGGCAGCCACAUAGCCGGUGCCUUCAGCUCGGUGCCCUGGCGACGGUUGCUAUGGAGAUCUAAAGAUAGAGCAGGAGUCAGGAGACCUGGGUCCCUCUCCCAGAUCUGCCCACUGAGUGGCUGCUGAUCCAGGUCCACCCAGCCCCCACCUCCGCCUCCUCCAUCCUGCACGGGGCAUGCCCUCUCCAGGGAACUCGCUGCCCCGGGCAUCACGUUGACUUAAUGAAUUCUGCUUUCUGCAGCCUGGGCCCCAGUGUGCUGUGCCAGCACAGGCUGGAUACAGGCAACCCCAGACUUCUAACGCUCAGCAAUGGAUGCUUGGCAGUGGAAUGUUAGAAGCCGAGAGGCAGAAGCCUGAGGAUUAGACAUUUCUAACUGUGGUGUUGCGAUGUUCCCAGCAGAGCAGAGCUCAGAUGCCAGAAAGCCCUGUCCAGCAGAUUCAUUGUACAAACAGGGAAAUCAAGGCCCCAUAGCAGCUCACUCAAGGUGAAUGGCAGAGGCCGCCAUAGAAGUCUACCAUCUCACCCCUGCUCAUGGAGUGCAUGCUUUUCAAACUGGGCUUCACGGGAUGCUGGGAAGCUUGCCUGCGUGGCAGCGCUAAAGGGUGGCUGCAGGAAUCCCAGGUCCCUUCAAUCACAGCAGGUCUGCUUUCACCUCAUCCUCAUACUGGGGCCUGGAGGAAUUUUUCAGAAAAGACUUUUCUAUCCCACCCUGAAAAAUUCCCAAGAAAUA
This is a messenger RNA of Acomys russatus (golden spiny mouse), 2516 nucleotides long. It is a transcript of the gene Cyb5r5, whose product is annotated as NADH-cytochrome b5 reductase-like. The record is from RefSeq and is a predicted model, not a curated record. Bases 144 to 1181 code for a protein of 345 amino acids. Lineage: Eukaryota; Metazoa; Chordata; Mammalia; Rodentia; Muridae. The transcript is spliced from 8 exons. Gene Ontology annotation, molecular function: oxidoreductase activity.